Messenger RNA from Oppiella nova, 1233 nucleotides. NCBI's taxonomy places the organism in Eukaryota, Metazoa, Arthropoda, Arachnida, Sarcoptiformes, Oppiidae. The record is from the annotation of a GenBank genome assembly.
UAAACCACUCGUAAGACCACAUGUUUUAAAUGCAUUUCAUUUGAUUCACUCAUUAUUACCAUUCAUUAGAGACAAUGGAUAAGAAUUUGGUUAACAAUCAGAUAGUUUUGAUGCGAAAGACAGUGCGAAACGCAAAGCGUUUUGUUUACCAGAAACUCACGAAACAUAUCAAGAAAUUAAAGACCACUUCAACCAAAGGAAAACCGGAAGAUGUGAUCAAAAGACAUGAGAAGAAGUUGGCCAACAAAGAGAAACUAUUGGUUUGCAUGAGAGGUGUGAAUGUGGACGAAGUGUCCAAACAGGCGUUGAUUCACAACAAGACAUACUUUGACGAUAUCAUCAAAAGUAGCCAAAGCAGUAUUGAAUUGAAAUGUUUGGCCAGAAUUGCAAUCAAUGAAAGUGUGAAGAAAGCGGUCGAGAAGUUCAAAGAGGAGAACCCAAACUGCGAUCAAUGGCUUCCCUCACAGAUAGAGCUCUGGGACCACAAGAAGUCCAUCAAAAGGGAGAGACUCCGCAAAAAUAAAGGACUCAAAGACGACGACAAGAACGAGUCAAACGAAAGCCAUAUGAAGACUAAUGAAUCGGAUCUGAAGACAAAGGUUGACACGGAAGGCAAGAAGAAGCCGAAAGCCAACAAUAAGAAAGUGAACGCCAAACGUGAGGAUCAGAUUAAGACAAAUACAGAUAAAGAAGCGAAGAAAGAGCAAAAUGUUGUCGAAACUAAAAAACCAAAGUUUGAUCCGUUCUUCUUAUCUGAUAAUAUGGACGAAAAUGAAGAACUUUCUGACGAUAGUAUCGAUACAAAUGAGAGGCAAAUAAAUGUGAGAAAUAGACCACAAAAUAAAGGUUUCAAAUCAGAGCAAAGGAGAGACCAAUACUCGAAACGUAUAGAAAAGAAUCCGUCGAGAAAUGAAAGAAAUUUUAAACCCGAUUAUAAGACUAAGACGUUUGACAAGAGUAAUAAAAAUGACAACAAAUCCAAAGGUGUGGCCCAAAGCAGAGGUAACACCAGUAAUGAAGGUUCGGGUGAAUCACUGCACCCCUCGUGGGCGGCCAAGAAAUCGGCAAAAGACAAGUUUAAGAUCGAUUUCAAUCAGAAACCUUUGGCUAAGAAAAUCAAAUUCAGUGAUAACUAAGUUUUUAUUCUAAUAAUAAUAAUUUUGUGACAUUACCAGUAUAAUCUUACACUUAUAAAACAAUUUUAACAAAUAAAUAGCUAAUCAUUUUGGAGAC